CACACGCACACUGACUCAUUUCUGCUUCCACUCUCUUCUCCAUCGUCUCAUUCUUUUUAUACCCUCUUCCCCACUCUUCCUCUGCCUCUUUGCCUCUCUUCAUCAUCUCUCCGUAACCACCGGCAACAGUGCUGAGCAGUCUCCCUCACCAAGCCUGUGGAUGCCUUCACUUGACUUAAUUAGCCUUGAAGUGCUGUUGAAGAUCAUCAUAUUUAGCUUAACGACUGAGCAGCACAGUGCAGACAGAUAGAGCCGGGUUGGCUGGAGGUGCUGGUGCCUGGCUCUCUAUCUCUGCCUGCUCACACUCAGCGCCGAGGGCUUCUGACUGGCGGAGCAGUGGAAGUGAGGGGUGGCUUGCAUUGAAAGAGAGGAGAAGCGGGGAAACAAGAGAGCAAAGCGGAGUGCAGAGCUUGGCGACACCACAGGAUGGGACCCUGCUACGGGAGCAAAGCAUCCUAGAAGCAGGGAGGCGGAGGAAGCAGCAGAUACUGAGGCGGCGGUGCUGCAGCUCACACAGAUUUAAGAUGAUUGACAGCCAGGCGUCGGCUCAGCGGAGAACGAUGAGGACCUUCCCGGGGACCGAGACCAACAGCAAGACCAGCACCUACAUUGUGCCCUGCUUCCUCUUUGUGGAGCUGGUCAUCAUGGCAGGAACAGUUCUUUUGGCGUACUACUUCGAGUACACGAACACGUUCCCCGUGCACAUCCAAGGCUUCUUCUGCUUCGACAAAGCCUACUCCAAACCGUACCCAGGACCAGAGGACAACAGCAAGGCACCACCCGUGCUCGUCUACUCCCUCGUUACCGCCAUCCCCACUGUGACGAUUCUGAUUGGGGAAGUGACCAGUUUCUUUGUCAAAACGGAAGGAGCUCAGGAGAAGACAAUAGUAACCGCCGACUGCUGCUACUUCAACCCUCUACUACGUAGGAUUGUCCGUUUUCUAGGGGUUUACUCCUUUGGCCUCUUCACCACCACCAUCUUCGCUAAUGCGGGUCAGGUGGUGACAGGAAACCAGACGCCUCAUUUCCUGUCUGCCUGCAAGCCAAAUUACACAGCUCUAGGCUGCCAGUCUCCUCUGCAGUACAUCACGGAGCACAGGGCCUGCACGGGAAACCCGUACCUGGUGGCAUCGGCCCGCAAGUCCUUCCCCUCCAAAGAUGCAGCACUUAGCUUUUAUUCAGCUGUCUACACAGUGAUGUAUGUGACCCUGGUGUUCCGGACAAAAGGGACCCGUUUGACCAAGCCCACCCUAUGUUUGGUGCUGCUGUCUCUAGCCGUGCUGGUCGGGGUGGUCAGGGUGACUGAACACAGAAACCACUGGAAUGAUGUUCUGGCUGGGUUUGUCACUGGAGGAGCCAUCGCCGCUUUCUUGGUCACAUGUGUGAUCAACAACUUCAAGUCAACCCAGACGAGGGUGCCGCCGCCGGCGCUGCCUCCUCCCCAGCACACUGAGCCCACUGUUGGUCUGCCGCUCCUCACCCUGCCUCGUGUGGAGAGUCCACUCGAAAAGCUCCAGGGCUACCAUAUUCUGAGAUCACAUGACCAUCAGCCAAUCCCAUCCCCCGCCCCUGCCGACGUGCUCCUCCCCUCGCGGCGUUGCCUCACCAGCUCAGUCUAGACCUGCCAUCAGACUGCCCCCUGCCCUGCCCCGCCCACCCCAAAGGACGACACCCUCUCCGCAGAGUCAAAUCCACCCAGGUCUGAAGCUCCAUGAAAGGAUAAGAGACAGAAGAGACAACGUCGCAGAGCCUUGCCUAAAACCCAGCGUCUGCUGUGCACCGAUGUGAUGCGGAGAUCUGACCGUCCUGUUCCGUGACCGCUGAAAGACUCGCCAAAUUCAGAGCUGUUGAAGCAAUACUGUGUCCUAUUUCCUUGCCCAGUUUUCCACAAAAACUCAACAGUGAUUCUAAAUACUGUUGGGUAUUGAUGACUUGAUAUAAUAAAAGUCAGCAGAGCUGAGAAUCAAAGAAAAUUCCAUUCACAAGUGGAUCAUCCUCAAAGAACGUUUCACAAAACUCAGGACAACGUAGUGGAAAAGAUAGUGGACAAGACUGGAAAAUCAACAGACAUUUAUGUAAUAAAAAUGCAGGCACCUUUGAAUAUUAUAGUACAGAAUCUUUUUUUGACUCAGUCUAAAAAAGGCGCCGUAUAAAACGACAGCCCUUUUGUAAGUCAUAGUACAGUUGAACUGAUUCGUGUUCAGUAAACUGUUUGUUUUGGGGAAUUUGAGUUUAAUCUCUUAUUGUAUAGUGUGUGAUGUGAUAGAAAACAGAUUUAUACACAUUUUCAGAUGUACUUUUGAUAGCACAUUUGUUUCAGGGAUGUCCGUUAAUCCCUGAAUUUCACUAAACUGGAUUCCUACCAAUUAUCCAAAUAUCUGUUCAGGUGUGUUGAUUGUCUAUAGCUUUUAUUAUGGAAAUGUUGAAAUUGGACAUAUGAAUGGUCAUUAAAGGAGUCAUACUGUGCAGGA
Thalassophryne amazonica is the source of this 2471-nucleotide messenger RNA. It is a transcript of the gene plppr2b, whose product is annotated as phospholipid phosphatase related 2b. The record is from RefSeq and is a predicted model, not a curated record. Lineage: Eukaryota; Metazoa; Chordata; Actinopteri; Batrachoidiformes; Batrachoididae. Gene Ontology annotation, molecular function: phosphatidate phosphatase activity. Gene Ontology annotation, biological process: phospholipid metabolic process; signal transduction; phospholipid dephosphorylation.